AAGUUGACAUGGAAAAUAAAUAGUAAAUUCGUAGAAGCACAGGUCAGUGGCGUAUUUGAGGGGGGGGCGAUGGGGGCAAUCGCCCCUCCCGAGAGUUUUUAGACCAAGAAAAUUUGUGUACAAGUAAUAGGUAUUUUAUUAAGAAACAAAAAUAAAAUUAUGAUUUAUGAAAAAUGUUAUCAGUGAUAACAAAAGAUAAAAAUGUACAUACAUUAUGAAGAGUAUUAUAGAGUAUCACUAUUUAUACCAUUACUGGAAAAUAUCCUAGAAGACUUAAGAUCAAGAUUCAUAAGAAAAGAAAAUAAGAUGUUAUUAGAUUUAUGUUUGUUAAUUCCACGCUACAUUACUGACAUUUCUAAUGACGAUUUUAAAAAAAUAACAGAAGCUGCCACAGAAUUAUUUGUAUUUAAUGAAGAAGAAUCUGUUGACCAAAUCGAGCUAAAAACAGAACUAGAUCUAUGGAAAACUAAAUGGCAACGAAUAAAAACUGAUGGUCAUGAAAUUUGUCAAGAUGCUUUGUCAUCAAUGGAAAAUUGUAAUAGUAUCAUUUAUCCAACUUUGCAUAAAUUAAUAAGUAUUAUUGCUUGUCUGCCUAUUAGUGUAGCAUCCGCAGAACGCAGCUUUUCAACGCUUAGAAGAUUGAAAACCUGGUUAAGAUCUAGAAUGGGACAAGAACGCUUGACUGGUUUGGCUUUGCUAAACAUACACCAUACUUUAACCAUAUCAGUAGAUGAUGUUAUAAAUAGAUUUGCUAAUACAAAAAAAAGAAAUAUAGAUUUUGUUUUGUAAA
This is a messenger RNA of Myzus persicae (green peach aphid), 790 nucleotides long. RefSeq names its product zinc finger MYM-type protein 1-like. Gene Ontology annotation, molecular function: protein dimerization activity. The coding region runs from base 202 to 789 and encodes 195 amino acids. NCBI's taxonomy places the organism in Eukaryota, Metazoa, Arthropoda, Insecta, Hemiptera, Aphididae. The transcript is spliced from 3 exons. The record is from RefSeq and is a predicted model, not a curated record.